AUGGCAGUGACAGUGGAAAAUGAAAAUAGAAUAGAUGUAAUCCAGAAUAACUGCAUAAUAGUUAAAUCAGUGCAAAACAAAAAGGAAAAAAUACAGUGAAUUAAAGAUGAACAGCUAGAAUAAAAAAAACAAUUCAUUAUGCAGGUUUAAACUUGAAAGAUUUUAACUAGGAUUGAAAGUGGAUAACAAGAAAUUGUUGACCUUGACAAAGUUUAAGGUGGAUGACAAGAAGUUGUUGACAAACAAGGUGAAUGAAUUGCAAAUAUUGAAGGUGAAUGCAUGGAAUAGGUGACAAAGAUUAAAGGUGGUUGAAUGAAAGGUGUUGACAAGGAUUUAAAAUGGUGGAAAGGAAGGAGUUAACAGGGACUGAAGGUUGUUUAAAGGAAGGGUUUCACUGGCUAAGUGAUCACUAUCUGCUAUAUAGCAAGUAAAACAUCCAACAUAUUUUUUACAUUUUUCUUUGAAGGCAGAAUCUGGAACAUAUCAAUAGAUUUGUUACUACUUUUAUAUGAUAUUGGGUGUGCUUAUUUGAAAAAGCACAAAUUUGCAAAUUUGCACAAAAUCCACCUCAGCUAAUGAACAUGUGCCCUUGAAGUAUAGUACAGACACAUUAUAAGGAAUAUAGAUUCACUUUGCUAUGCAACUUGGUUAGCCACCACAGAAAUCCUAAUGGUUAUAAAUGCAUCUGACUGGUUGAACACAUGCCUAAUACCGUAAGUGUCACACAAAUAAUUUCAAUGAAUGGUGGUACCAGAACAUUCAACAUUGGUACAGAUGGUACAGAUCAACCAUAUACAUUAGCCUGCACAAGAGACUGUGCCUGACGCACCCGAAUGGGCUAAAAUUUAAAUAUCCGUUAACCAACACGUGUAUAUCAGUGGUGUAUAUUUGGCGAAAUAUAUUGUUCACAACGUUCAAUAAUUUACUGCAAAUUGAAUAUGUUUCAUGGCAGUACACACAGAAAGCACUGGAUAUUGCCAAACUUAAAUGAAGUGGACAAAAACCGGCUGAAAUGCAUUGAAAACUAUGGUGAAAAAUUAUCUAAACCUGGAAGCGAUUUUCUCAGCAUUAUGGAGCAUAAAGUUAUUUGCAAACACUACGAAAAAAUACUAUUUAAUCUUUGCAUGCAGUUUCAACCUUCUCUCCCGUAUUCGGUGCUGUUCACGACUUUCGUUUAUUUCAAACGUAUUUAUCUAAAGACGAGCGUAAUGGAGCAUCGACCUCGAGAUAUGAUUUCUGUUUGUUUAUACAUGGCUUGUAAAGUUGAAGAGUACAAUAUAUCCGUUGAUAAAUUCAUCAUGAUUUAUCCAGAAGCGGAUAGGUCAAGAAUGACGGACAUUAUUUUGAAAAAUGAAAUGGGUUUAAUGAAAUUGCUUAAUUAUCAUUUAAUAGUACACAGUCCAAAAAGAGCCCUUGAAGGGUUCUUCAUAGACAUCAAGACUCGUUUCCAAAAUGCUGAGAAUGUGGAUGAAUUUCGUGAAAUUUCAAACCAGUUUCUAAAUGCUAUCCUUUUCUGUGAUGUUGUUCUUUUAUAUGCCCCAUCACAGAUUGCACUUGCUGCAUUAUAUGCUGCUUCGAAAGAACUUGUUCGGAACUACAUUCUUCAUACCCUAGCUCCAGGUGAGCAAGGUCGAAGUUUGUUUGCUAAAGUUGAAGAUAUUAUUAAACUUGUAAAUAAUAAGAUUGUGUGUGACAUUGAACAUGUUGGAUUGAUUGAGGAUAAAUUAAAAAAACUGCCAAAUCCUAACUCCGGGAAAACCAAGAAGAGGAAAAUGAGUACAGAAGAUGGUGAUGAUGAGGAUAUGAAACGUCAGAAAUCAUCAGAUUCAUAGACCAAUGAUUAAAUAUGGAAAGUAUAAAAGUUCAAUUAUAUGUGACAAAGUAA
Xenia sp. Carnegie-2017 is the source of this 1885-nucleotide messenger RNA. RefSeq names its product cyclin-H-like. Gene Ontology annotation, cellular component: transcription factor TFIIK complex; nucleus. Lineage: Eukaryota; Metazoa; Cnidaria; Anthozoa; Malacalcyonacea; Xeniidae. The transcript has a single exon. The record is from RefSeq and is a predicted model, not a curated record. Gene Ontology annotation, biological process: regulation of cyclin-dependent protein serine/threonine kinase activity; regulation of transcription by RNA polymerase II. The coding region runs from base 939 to 1832 and encodes 297 amino acids. Gene Ontology annotation, molecular function: cyclin-dependent protein serine/threonine kinase regulator activity.